GAUUACGAAAAUUCAUUUAAAGAUCUUGCUUGCAUAUCAUAACCUUCCCUUGACUUUCGGACUUUUAAUUCCCUUGUUUGUAAAUUCACAGAAUAUUAAUAAAGUUGGAUCGUAGCCCUUAACUGAGAAAAUGUGAACAUCUGCCGAACCCCUUUCUGAUGCUUUAAUUUUCUCAGAGCGAAAGUCUACGAUUUGAUUACUGUUUGCAAACAGUGGCAAGGUUGAAGGAUUGAUCCUCGUAACAUGAUAAGGUCAUCUGCACUUCCAGCAUCUAAAAACAUAGCAAGUGCGGAAGUAGAUGCUAUGAUAUUAAAAUACGGCAACUCCUCUUAGAUCGUAGGUGGGAAGACAAGAAAAAACAAGACUUUGAUCAAGAGCUGUUAAACACAGCCAUCUCCGUUUAGCGGUGUUAUCACUCUACCCAAAGUUUUUUACUAAAGGCUUGAUUUUACUUUACUUUCGAAACCGUGACAAAUACAGCCUAGUUUAGAUCUUUUUCUGUCAGCUCAAAUCGGCAAACGAAGAUUACGCUAGUCUUUUGUUGAUGCUAUCUGAAGUAUGUGACUUUUACGGAACUGUUUUUAUGUGAUAUACAUCUGCCGAAGAAAAGGAGUCACAGGCGAAGAAGCGACCAUGCAUUUCAACUGGACAAGAUAGAAUAAAGUUUAGAUUGUUAUCGAUAGCUACAGAACAGUGGGUUUAUCUGGCAAAUUCAAAAGAAGAGGAAAACACAAAUUGAAGUAAUCUAGCUGCACACCUUUUUCGGAUUGAAAAAAACUGUAUGAAAACAGGAAUGGCCAACAAUACGCAGCCAGCUGUGGAAAGUGACGGGCGUGGUUUUUGGUAUUUCAUAGCACUGGAUGCGUUACUCGCAGUUUUCACUGUCACGGGUAACGCAAUCGUCAUCUUACUCAUCUACUCGCGUCGAUGCUUGCGGAUAAACACAAACUACUUCAUAGUGUCACUCGCAACCGCUGACCUACUCGUCGGGCUGAGCCUGCCCACUUUCUCCAUCGCGUGCUCCCUGUGGUUUCCAUGCGUAGAGACAGCCUUUUACAAAUUCUUUAAUCUUUUCACGUGCGUCUCGAUAGCAAACCUGGUGUUCAUGACCAUCGAUAGGUUUCUAGCAAUUUGCUGGCCUUUUUGGUACUUUUCUAAGGUGACCGCCAAGAGGAUUGGCGUUGCUAUAGCGACGGCAUGGCUGGUGCCUUGUGUUUUGACCAUGGUGCCGUUCAUGUGGAUGUACAGCUCGGAUGACGCGGUGAAGACGAGUUUGAAUAAUGUCUACUACUUGGUGAUGCUAGUGCUUAUUGAGUUGAUGCCCGCUGUAGUCAUGCCAAUGAUGUAUACACGGAUAUUCUUGACAGUAAGGCGACACAACCGACUGGUUCGCCAGCAGCGUCGGCAGCUGAGCUUCAACUGCCAGUUCAAGUCGUCAGUGACAGAUACUACGUCAACUCAAGCGUCAGGCAGACGAAGCAGGGAGGUUGAGAAGUCGUCUACUAUUGCUUUGGGGCUCGUCAUACUUCUCUUUGUGCUGUGCUGGGCAUACGAUAUUUAUGUAUCUCUUUGUACUCGUGUCCAGGGUGUGUGCGAAGUGAAAUCAAAUCGCGUGGAAAGUGUCUCGAAUCUGCUAAUUUAUCUUAAUAGCUGUGUUAAUCCAUUCGUCUAUUUCUUGAUCAAGAGAGACGUAAAACGUGAAUUGAAAGCGUGCUUGAAGUGCAAGUAGAACUUUAAACGGUCUGCGUUUAGUAAGUCAUCGCGUGUGUAAUCACAUUGGAAAUAAAAAACCAUGUGGAAUUUUAAA
This is a messenger RNA of Nematostella vectensis (starlet sea anemone), 1807 nucleotides long. Its product is annotated as octopamine receptor beta-2R. The coding region runs from base 782 to 1729 and encodes 315 amino acids. Gene Ontology annotation, cellular component: membrane. Gene Ontology annotation, molecular function: G protein-coupled receptor activity. The transcript is spliced from 3 exons. NCBI's taxonomy places the organism in Eukaryota, Metazoa, Cnidaria, Anthozoa, Actiniaria, Edwardsiidae. The record is from RefSeq and is a predicted model, not a curated record. Gene Ontology annotation, biological process: G protein-coupled receptor signaling pathway.